AUGGAUGAUUCGGACGACGAGCCCCUUGCCCUUUCGUCUCACGCACUUGCUGCGCUUGCAGAGUUCAACGCCGAAAAGGAUGCGCAUCAGAAGCGCUUUGAGGAGCUGAAUGCAAAGGCUGAAGAAAAUGCGGCGAGGAAUGUGCCACUUUCUAUGUCUGUUUUUGAAGAGGACUGGAACAAGUCGCAAUUCUGGUAUUCGGACGAAACAGCACUGGCUUAUGCUGGUGAGCUUCUUCGCGACGCCGACGAGACGGAUACAGUUGCCGUCGUCUCAGCUCCCAGCGUCUUCAUCGCGUUGAGGAACCUCUUGGGCCAGUAUGGUCCGGAACAGCCAAAGCCUAAGAUUAUCCUUUUAGAGCAUGACGACCGCUUCAGGAUGUUCCCAGAGUUCGUAUGGUAUGACUUUGCUCACCCUUUCAAGCUCCCAGCCGAGCUCAAAGGAGCGGUUACCCGCAUCGUCUGCGAUCCGCCAUUCUUGAACGAAGACUGCCAAACCAAAGCUGCUAUGACGGUCCGGUGGCUGGCCAGCCCUCGAGUCCCAACUACGGGUCGCGUGAUUGUUUCUACUGGCGAACGUAUGCGAGACCUCAUCGCCAAGGUGUAUAGGUCGUUCGGAGUGAAACUGACGACAUUCGAACCAAAACACGCGCGAGGGCUCAGCAACGAGUUCUGCUGUUAUGCCAGCUACGAGUGUCAGUUGUGGACGUGGCAGCAAAUGGCUGAAGGCGGGCAAGAACAGUGA
Verticillium nonalfalfae is the source of this 744-nucleotide messenger RNA. RefSeq lists its product as uncharacterized. Lineage: Eukaryota; Fungi; Ascomycota; Sordariomycetes; Glomerellales; Plectosphaerellaceae. The transcript has 6 exons. Gene Ontology annotation, molecular function: protein-lysine N-methyltransferase activity. Bases 1 to 744 code for a protein of 247 amino acids. The record is from RefSeq and is a predicted model, not a curated record.